AUGUUCAUGUCUUUUUCAUUGCAGACUUUUGAAGCCAAACUCCUCCAUUUAGAGAGUCGACCAAGCAGGAAGUCUAAGAAAAGCGGUGGAGAUGAUCUGGAGUUCUUCAUGAGGUGUGAAGUGCACUGCUCCGACACUGACAUCUUCAUCAACUCCUUAAAACGAGUUGCAGAUGAUGUGAGAAUAGUGCAAGAAGAAAACAUUCCUUGGUUUCCAAAGAAGAUUUCUGACCUAGAUAAAUGCAAUCAUCUGAUAACAAAAUAUGACCCUGAUCUGGACCAGGAUCACCCUGGAUUCAGUGAUCCAGAAUACAGAAAACGAAGAGGAAUCAUUUCUGAACUGGCUUUCAACUAUAAGCAUGGUGACCCUUUACUUGUAGUGGAAUACACUCCAGAAGAGAUUGCCACUUGGAGGGAGGUCUACAGGACUCUAAACGGUCUGUACCCCACUCACGCCUGCAGACAGUUUCUAGAAGCCCUCGGUCAGCUGGAGAGUGAAUGUUUGUAUGGAGAGGACAAGAUCCCUCAGCUAGGAGACGUGUCUGCAUUUCUUAAAGAGAGGACAGGUUUUCAGUUACGGCCAGUGGCAGGGCUGCUUUCUGCUCGGGACUUCCUAGCCAGUCUAGCGUUCCGGGUGUUCCAGUGUACCCAGUACAUUCGUCACCCUUCAGCUCCCAUGCAUUCCCCUGAACCUGACUGCUGCCAUGAGCUACUUGGGCAUAUUCCCAUGCUUGCAGACAAAGAAUUUGCUCAGUUUUCACAGGAGAUUGGACUUGCCUCGCUUGGAGCAUCAGAUGAAGAUAUUGAGAAACUGUCCACACUAUACUGGUUUACAGUGGAGUUUGGUCUCUGUAAGCAAAAUGGAACAGUGAAGGCCUAUGGGGCUGGACUACUGUCCUCAUAUGGAGAACUUUUGUACGCCCUUUCUAAUGAGCCCCAAUACAAACCAUUCAAUCCAGCUGAGACUGCGGUCCAACCGUACCAGGACCAGUCAUUUCAGCCUGUUUACUUUGUGUCCGAAAGUUUUGAGGAUGCCAAACACAAGCUAAGGCAGUAUUCAUCCACAAUACAGAAGCCCUUCUCCAUUAGAUAUGAUCCCUACACUUGCAGCAUGGAGGUUUUGGAUGAGCCUUCUAAGAUCCAGAAUGCUUUAGCGCAGAUGAGGGAUGACCUGAAGAUCUUACAUAAAGCCCUGGAGAGGCUGGGACAGAAAUAAACCAGAGGGCGAGAUACAGUAUCAUCAAUAACAACUAUUACGGAAAGCCUUUCUGAAUGUAUAUGAAUAUAUUGCAGAUUACAUUGCAUAA
This is a messenger RNA of Sinocyclocheilus anshuiensis, 1306 nucleotides long. RefSeq names its product tyrosine 3-monooxygenase-like. Gene Ontology annotation, cellular component: perikaryon; axon; cytoplasm. Gene Ontology annotation, biological process: dopamine biosynthetic process from tyrosine. The coding region runs from base 1 to 1215 and encodes 404 amino acids. The transcript has 12 exons. The record is from RefSeq and is a predicted model, not a curated record. Gene Ontology annotation, molecular function: tyrosine 3-monooxygenase activity; iron ion binding. NCBI's taxonomy places the organism in Eukaryota, Metazoa, Chordata, Actinopteri, Cypriniformes, Cyprinidae.